GAAGAAAUAAAAGUAAAGAAAAGUCUCACAGAUUUCUUGAACUUUCACAAAACAAACUAAACCUCUUCAGUCUUCACUCCUAACUCCAUCUUCUGAGAAGUGCCUCUUCGGUUACUUCAUUUCCCAUAUUUCCUUCUUUCCCUCGAACCUCAUGUCAAUCAUCGGAGAGGCUGCUUUAUCCGCUUUCUUUGAGGGGCUGUUUGACAAGUUAGCCUCCUCUGAUUUGUUGAAGAUCUUUCAGCAAGAGAAACUUCAUGCUGACCUCAAGAAGUGGAAGACAACGUUACUGAAAAUUCGUGCGGUUUUGGAUGACGCAGAAGAGAAGCAGAUGACAAGCAGGUUGGUGAAGAUCUGGCUGGUUGAGCUUGAAGACUUGGUUCAUGAUGCAGACGACAUCUUAGACGAGUUUGCUACUGAAGUUUUGCGGCGAAAGUUGAAUGCAGAACCCCGCACAAGUAAGGUACGAAAGUUCAUACCUGCUUGUGUGGGUUUCAAUCCAAGUUCUGUAAUGUUCAAUGCCAAUAUGCGGUCCAAGAUUGAAGAUAUCGACACAAGACUGCAAAACAUUGUGACAGACAUGAAUGGUUUGGGAUUGAUAGAAAGUACUGGGAGAAGGACUAGAACAACAAGAUCCUGGGUGCCCACCACUUCUCUGGUGAAUGAAGGUCAUGUUUACGGCAGGGAUGAAGAUAAAAAGGCUCUUAUCGACCUGUUGCUGAGCCAUGAAUUAAGUGAUGCUCAACUCUCUGUGAUUCCUAUAGUUGGUAUAGGAGGAUUGGGUAAGACAACUCUUGUCCAACUAGUCUACAACGAUGAUGAUGUGAGCCGUUAUUUUGAUUUGAAAGCAUGGGUUUGUGUUUCUGAUGAUUUUGACAUUGUAAGGGUGACGAAAGUAAUCCUACAAUCUAUCAUCGCUCCUGAGACUUGUAGUGAUAAUGAUUUGAAUUUACUACAAGUUAAAUUGAAGGAUAAAUUAUUUGGCAAGAAGUUCCUGUUCAUUUUGGACGAUGUUUGGAAUGAAGACUAUAACAAUUGGACUAAACUACGCAUUCCUUUUGAAUUUGGAGCUCUGGGAAGUAAGAUUAUUGUCACAACUCGGAAUCAAGGUGUUUCAUCAACAAUGGGAACUACUUCAACUUAUGAGUUGAAAAUUUUGUCAAAUGAUGCUUGUUGGUGUGUAUUUUCCCAGCACGCAUUGGGAGCAACGGAUUCUACCAUGCAUCCAGAACUUAAAGAAAUUGGUAGGGAAAUUUUACAUAGGUGUAAGGGUUCACCUCUUGCUGCAAAAGUACUCGGAGGCCUUCUACGCACUAAACGCAAUAGUGAUGAGUGGAAAAAUGUGCUAAAUAGUAAGAUAUGGGAAAUACCUGAAGAGAAAAGCACUAUUCUUUCAGUUCUUAAAUUGAGUUACCAACAUCUUCCUUCACAUUUAAAAAGGUGUUUUGCAUAUUGCUCACUGUUCCCAAAGGGUUAUGCAUUCGAGGAAAAAAAGCUCGUCUUGUUAUGGAUGGCAGAAGGCUUGGUUCAAGAAACAAAAGGAAACAAGCCAAUGGAAGUUGUUGCUAGUGAGUAUUUUCGUGAUCUACACAUGAGAUCGUUUUUUCAACAAUCAAGCAAUCAGGAAUCACUAUUCGUCAUGCAUGAUCUCAUUAAUGAUAUAGCUCAAUGGGUAGCAGGAGGCUUGUGCUACAGAUUGGAAGAUACAAUGGGUGAUGAUAAGCAAUCCAACAUUUCUACAAAGGUACGACAUUUCUCUUACAUUCGAUUUGAGUGUGAUGGAAUCAAAAGGUUUGAGAACUUCCCCAAAGAUGUGCACUUACGAACCUUCUUGCCACUACCAAUAAAGGAGAGUGGCUACUUAACAAAUUAUGUUCCUAAUUGUUUGUUGCCACAAUUAAGAUACUUAAGGGUAUUAUCUUUAGGUGGAUAUAAAACCAUUGAGCUACCAAAUUCAAUUAGUGAUUUGAAACACUUAAGAUACCUCAACCUUUCUAAUUCUUCAAUUAGAAGUUUACCAAAGUCAACAAGUUCUUUGUACAAUUUACAAACAUUGAUAUUGAAAGGUUGUUCUUGCCUUACAAAUUUACCGGAGAGAAUUGGGAAUUUAGUCAAUCUUCGACAUCUUGAUAUUACAGAUGUGAAUUCAAUCAAAGAGAUGCCAAUGGGAAUAGAAAAAUUAAAGAGUCUUCGAACUUUAUCUAAUUUUGUUGUGGGGAAAAAUACUGGAUCCAAGAUAGGAGAUUUAAUGAACUUGGAGUUUCUUCAGGGAAAACUUUGUAUUUCAGGCUUGGAGAAUGUGCUCGAUGCAGAGGAUGCAAGAAAGGCCAAUUUAAAUGGUAAGAAGAGUGUAGAGGCAUUGACAAUGAAAUGGGAGAAUGCACUAGAUGAUAUACAAGAUGAAGGAAUUGCAAUAGAUGUUCUUAACAUGCUACAACCUUAUAGAAUGGUGAAAACACUUUUCAUUGAGGGUUAUGUUGGUGCAAAAUUGCCAACAUGGUUAAGCGAUCCUUCAUUUUCUAAUAUGGUGGAGGUAAGAAUUGGCAGAUGUGGAAAAUGCAUGUCCUUACCUGCUAUUGGACAACUACCCUCGCUUAAAUACCUCGUCAUUGAAAAAAUGGCUAGGGUACAGAGUGUUGGUCCUGAGUUUUAUGGGGAAGGUUACUUGAAGCCUUUUCGAUCCUUAGAGACACUUCGUUUUGAGGAUAUGGAAGAAUGGAAAGAUUGGAUUCCUUGUGGAGUUGAGUAUGAAGAAUUCCCUUGCUUGCGUGAGCUUUCUAUCUCUCGAUGCCCCAAAUUGCAAGGAAAAUUGCCCCGCCAUCUCCCAUCGUUGGAAACAUUUUCUAUUCAUGAAUGUGAGAAGUUGGUAGUUUCAAUUCCAAGCCUUCCAAUACUUCGUAAAUUUGAAAUUGUGGGAUGCAAAGAGGUGAACAGAAGCACAAUUGAGUUAUCCUUACUAAAGUCAAUGGUUCUUUCUAUUUCAGAAUUGAAAAUCUUGACAGAGGAGUUCAUGCCUGGGUCAGCGCAAGUUGAAACUCUGGUGAUAAAUGAUUGUAAGAAAUUAAGAUCUCUAUGGCAAGAUAGGUUCAUGUCCCUAGAAACACUAGAUAUCAUAUCGUGCCCGAGUCUCCUAAACAUCAACUGCUUGACGUCUAGGGUAAAGGCAUUGAAAAUUGAAAGUUGUGGAGCUCUAAAAUCCUUACCGAUAUCCGAUUGUACAUGCCUUGAAUAUGCAACUAUUAAGGAUUGUAAUUCUUUGACGUUCAUUUCAAGAGGCCAGCUACCUCCAACUUUGAAGAAUCUAAAGAUAGUACUUUGCGAGAAUUUGCAGCUUGUGGUGGACAUGGAAGGAGAGGCUUCUUCUUCUUCUUCUUCGGAGAAUCUUAACAGCAACAACAGCAAUAGCUAUGGAUCUCUGCUAGAGCACUUGGAGAUUAUGUGUUGUCCAUCUCUAAAAUGCUUAUGGGCCCUACCUACCACACUUAAAUACCUUGAUAUCAUGGGAUGCUCAGAGCUAACAUCCUUAUCAUCAAGUGACCAGUUACCUACUGCCCUUAAACAUCUUGCCGUAAGUAGGUGUCCGAAACUGGAGUCAGUAACAUACAAGUUACCAGCGUCUCUUGAGCAGCUUGAAAUUGGGAAAUGUGAAAAGCUUAAAUUCUUACCAGAGGGUAUACACAAACUCUGUCAUCUCAAUAAGAUCGACAUAUGGAGUUCUAGUGUUGUUUCCUUCCCGGAUGGAGGGUUGCUCCCCACCAGCCUGAGUGUGCUUUGUAUAGCAACUUGUGAGAAAUUGGAGACCUUACCCAACCUCACCUUUCUUCCACUAUUAAUCAUAUUGGAAUGUGAAAGCAUCAAAUCCUUUCCGGGAGAGGGUUUCCCCACCAACCUAACAUCACUUACGUUGUCAGGGGUGAAUACUUGUAAGAAAAUAUUAGAGUGGGGAUUGCAUAGACUCACUUCUCUUACAUAUCUCUGGAUUGGUGGUGGAUUGCCAGAUUGGCAGUCUUUUCCUGAAGAGGAAGAUGGGAAGAUGAUGAUGGUGAUGCCUUCCUCUCUCAUCAGUCUUAGAAUUGAAGAUUUUCCAAAUAUAGUAUUCCUAUCCUCCAUGGGCUUUCAAAACCUCUCUGCUCUUGAAUAUUUGACAAUCUACAAUUGCCCUAAACUUGCAUUCCUCCCAGAGAAGGGUCUGCCUCCCUCACUUCUAGAUCUAUAUAUUGGGGAAUGUCCAGUGCUGAAACAACACUGCAAGAAAGGAAAAGGGCGAGAGUGGUUCAAGAUCAUCGACAUCCCUAAAGUUUCAAUUUCCUGCCUCUCUGAUUUUUUGAGCUGUGUCAAUGAAGAGGAGGAGGAGUAGCAGCAAUUAUGUAAAUCAGAAACAAAAAAAAAAAAAGUAUAGAUAUCUACUGCUUCCAGUGCUGUAACAGAGGCUAGCUUCUGGAAUCCGAAUUGUUCUCAAAUUUUCAAAAUAAAUUAAUUUUUGGGUAGUAUAUCAAUAUCUCUUUGGGCUAUUCGGAAAUGCAAGAAUCUAUCCGUGUUUUUGAAGUGAAGGUUGUCAAUGCUUCUCAAGCUCUUAACUACUACAGCCCUAUGCUCACGAUCUUUCAAGAAGCAAUGACUUGGAAUCAUUCUCUAGGAAGCUAUAGACCUCCUUGUGCAAUUAGAUCUGAUUUGUUGACUGUCAAUUGUCGAGUGUGGUAAGUGUUGAUGUUAAUGGCAGUUAGUAUUAAAAGAAAGAGUUGCUGCUGAGGUGCAAGCUUUGUCAGACAAUUCAUGAAGUGUUGUUGUGGAAUGCAAACACCAAACCGGAAGAUACGAGCUUUUAAGGCAUUGCUGUGCUGCAUUUGCAAUUUUCUAAGCUCUGAUUUCAUCUAGUCCCUAGGCAAAUUCUGACUAAUGCUCCUACUUUACCAUUGACAAUGGAUGUAAAGUGGAAUAUUUACCCUGCUUUACAUUGAUUUAUUGGAAUCUUGUGGAGAAGCGCAUUAGCGAAAUUCGGAGAUCAGAUCAUGUUCACUUUCAAGGAUUUUGAAACGGACACAUAAAAGGGACACAAUGAGAAGGAAGGUUUGUGCCGUAAAUCUAAGGCAUUCUUCUCAGUUUGCACAUGCCCUCAAUGAGAAGUUGAUACUUGCUCAGAAUCAGAUAUUGAAAAAAAAGAAACAUCCUAGCUAUUGACAAGGAUCCAUCCCCUGCCACUGCCAGAAGCAUUGUGGCCCAAAGUCCAGUGAAUUUGUAGCUGAGGAAAGAAGGCAUUCUGGUCUCAAAGGGCGAACAGCCAAUGAACUUUUCAUCUGUGUUCAUCAAGUUUUUACAUUGAUCAUUCAAGCUAAAGGUGGCUAACCAGUUAUUAUAGAUGUUCAGAACCAGUGAGAACAUGUAAAUGGAAAAUCAAUUCAACUAUUUUUGUCUCCAUUUCAAUUUAGGCAUCUGUAAUUCCUACAACAGGCUUUGGGAAGCAAGAACUUCGUAAUGCCCUAACGCUCUCUUUUUCUUAUGUGAUUUCCCUGCCCUUCAGUCCUAAGGAUCAUACAUUACCUACCAAACUUUACCAACUUGUAAAUUGUAAUUUUUCUCCUUUUAAGCAUGUAUUUUAAUGAGAAGACUUGUUAGGCUUACUUCACAGCUUUAGAUUACAGUAAUGAUUGGAACUUAUAGCUUAUAAUUUUUUUUUUACUUGAGGGGUGUAUUAAAUUGUUGCUGCUUGCUUUAUUCAGUAGCAUGUCCAA
Molecule: messenger RNA, 5726 nt
Organism: Quercus lobata
Lineage: Eukaryota; Viridiplantae; Streptophyta; Magnoliopsida; Fagales; Fagaceae
Product: putative disease resistance RPP13-like protein 1
Exons: 8
Coding region: 152-4354 (1400 amino acids)
Molecular function (GO): ADP binding; protein binding
Source: RefSeq, a predicted model, not a curated record